AUGUUGCUCUGCUGCUGGACGUGGACGCUUUGCCUCCUCGGGCUGCUGAGCUCCGCCUCAGCUGACGAUGCAGCAGCAGCAGCGGCGGUGGUGGAGGACUUCGGAGGCGAGUCCGGCUCCGGGAUGCUGCAGGCAGAUGAGGUGAACAUCCUGCAGGAACUUUCUCUUCAGAUGUCCGACAGCCAGAACGCCUCCAUGACGAAGGAAGACGGCAGGUGUCCGGUGCUACAGGUGGGACAGUAUUCCACGUUGGCUCUGCCUCUGCGACAGAUCUUCACCGACGGGUUUGAAGACGAGUUCAGUUUACUGGUGCAGCUGCGAAGCCCUCAGAGGGAAGAAUACAGCGUGUUCACGAUGCUCAGCCCCGACAGCCACAUCAUGAUGCAGCUGCGGAUCAGCGCGUUCGCCGUCAUCUUCAUAGGAACGCAGCAGCGACACUACGAGUUUCCAGUCGGCGGUCUGGCUGAUGGAAAGUGGCACCAUGUGGCCGUCAGCGUGUCGGCCAGGCGGCUGGCGCUGUACGUGGACUGUUCUCUGCUGGAGAGCGUGGACUGGAUUUACCACGGGAUGGGCAUCAGCACCGACGGGCUGCUCAUGGUUGGAGGCACCAGCGAAGGCUUUGACACGCCAUUUGAAGGUCAUAUUCGACAGCUGUCCUUCCUGAUGGCCGACCCAGAUGCCGCCCAGCAGCACUGCAGCCACCACCCGCCCCGCUGCAGCGCCGCCGCCCUCAAGCCUCCACGCUUUCCACGCACCAACAGCGCCCUGGAGAACAUACUGCUGUCCUCGAAUGACCUGGAGAACCUGCUGGGGGAUCCCGAGGACGAGUCCUUUCUGAGCUUUGGCCGAACCAAUGCAUUCCUGCGACGGGGGAGUGCUCGAGGGGACGGGACACUGCCUUCUAGACCCAAUCGGAAAGGUUCAGCAGGUCGUGGGGGCGUCUUUCUGGUGGACGAGGACACCGACUUGUUGAAUCCAAUCUUCCACAAUGGUGACGACAUGGACCCUCAAUGGAAACCGACCAGAAACGGGCCUAAAGGAAGCCAGAAGGGGAAGCCUGAAACGUCAUCUAAAAAUCAGGAAGAGAACAUUACAACAGAAAAGAAGACAGAUUCUGGUGGGAGGACUUCAUUGCUGUUCCCGGGAAAACCAUCUGAUGAUAUCAUUAACUUGGACAUCGGAAGUUCCUCCAAGAAGCCAUCACUAGGGUCUCCUGUGCUUCCAAAGAACCCUUUGGAUCCUAGAACAUCCACAGACCCCAACAGACUAAGAGAAGAGACCUGGACUGUUUCACCAACAUCUCGCGUCAUUAGUUCUUCUCCUUCUGUGAAGGUAGAGGAAGGAAAACCCACCACACACUUUGAACAGCCGGUCAAAGAUCGCACUGGAAUUGUGACCAUUGUAUCCAGAGAUGGAGACCUAGUCCGGGGCUCUGGUGGUAAAAUGUACCGACUCCAAAGGGGACCACCGGGCAGAAUGGGUCCUCCAGGGCCGGAAGGCUGUCUGGGUGAGCCUGGCCUUCCUGGGUUUAAAGGUGAUAAGGGUAAGACUGGCCCUGAAGGGAGAGCAGGGAAAAGGGGGGAGUUAGGACCUCCUGGACCGCCGGGUUUACCAACCCUGUACCUGUGGAAGAACACCGCUGAGGAAUGGGCUGCGUUCCAGCAAACCAAUUUCUACCAGCUGCUUGUCGCUGGUUGGCCUAGUAAAGAAGGCCCUGCAGGACCACCUGGAGAGAUGGGCAAACCCGGCCUACAGGGGCCUUCUGGUGAAGCUGGGGAGCGAGGACAACCAGGGAUGCCUGGAGAGAUGGGCGAUAUCGGUCUGAGGGGUCCUCCUGGACGAGCCGGGACUCCAGGGAGAGACGGGGAGAACGGGGAAGACGGCCAGCAGGGGUCACCUGGUGCUCCUGGACCACCGGGCCUGUGGGGUUACAGGGGAGAGCGAGGAUCCAAAGGGGAAAAAGGUGAUGAGGGUCUCGUUGGCCUCAAAGGUCCAAGAGGGGAAGUUGGUGAACCUGGUGAGAAGGGCCCGACUGGUUUACCUGGUCCACCUGGUCUUAUCGGACCUCCAGGGCCGCGGGGGAUCCGAGGUGGCUCCGGGCCAGAGGGGCCUCCUGGACCUGAUGGGGAGAGUGGACUGCACGGACCUCCGGGUCUGACGGGGCCGCCGGGUGCACCGGGUGUUACAGGACGAGUUGGCGCUCAGGGAGUUAAUGGAUCGAGGGGCGACUUGGGUCCUGCUGGCAGCGUCGGCCCCAAAGGCCCGCAGGGGCCUCCAGGUUUGGAGGGACAGAUGGGACCUCCAGGACUCCGAGGGCCCCAAGGACAUCCAGGACUGAUGGGAGCUGCUGGGCCUAAAGGAGAUCCUGGGCCUGUGGGGCCGAUGGGUGCCCGAGGGGACGUCGGCUUCGAGGGGCCCAUGGGUGCACCGGGGAGUCAGGGCCACGUGGGCUUUCCUGGACAAACUGGUGGCAGAGGACCAGAUGGAGAUAAGGGGGAUCCAGGACCGAAAGGCGACAAGGGUAUUCAGGGGGCAGCAGGCAUUAGGGGUCCUCAGGGAGAGAGGGGCCCCAUCGGCUUCCCGGGUUUCCCAGGAGCAAAGGGCCAACUGGGCCCCAGAGGCACCGAGGGCACAAGCGGUGAAACGGGUCCUCAGGGGAAGCAGGGCGGCCGCGGGUUGAAGGGGAACAGAGGACCAGACGGACGCACCGGCAAACCUGGACCCAGAGGGAACAAGGGUUGGGCUGGACAGAGGGGUCACCCAGGGCAACCAGGCCCAUCGGGUUUGCUGGGCCCACCUGGACCGAAGGGAGCAGAAGGAAAGCCUGGUACACAGGGUCCCUCGGGAGCAGCCGGCAGCGCUGGUAGUAAAGGACCGACGGGCUUUCAAGGAAUUGCUGGAGAGAGAGGAGCAGAUGGUCCGCCAGGUUCUCCGGGACCACCAGGGAAGACGGGGCCUCCAGGCUCCCCAGGACCCCCCGGAGAAAAGGGUUUUACGGGGAAGCCGGGCUUGGAGGGACCUCAGGGCCCAGUAGGCAUGUAUGGGAUCCAGGGGAACGUGGGGAUGCGAGGACCGACGGGUUUCACAGGAGAAAGAGGAGAGGCGGGUUUACGAGGUUUACCUGGACCUGUUGGGAAGCCAGGACCUGCAGGUCUGCCGGGUCCUCCUGGAGAAAAGGGGCCUCGGGGAGCUCAGGGUCGACCUGGAGAUGAAGGACCUAAAGGGAUUCAGGGAGCAACGGGUCCUCUGGGUGUCCCGGGUCCCAACGGAGCGACGGGUAAAGCUGGACCUCGAGGGAGCAAAGGGCCUCCAGGACCUCAGGGGCCUCAGGGGCCAACAGGAAUCCCAGGUCCGCAGGGUGAAGACGGAUCAUUAGGAGCAGCAGGGGAACGAGGACCGAAGGGUUCACCUGGACCACCUGGUGACUCAGGUCCUCCAGGACAAGACGGCCAACAGGGAGACCGCGGUCCUUGUGGGCAAACUGGACCUCAGGGGCCCCCCGGAGAGAGAGGGCGCGAGGGCUCGAAAGGCCCCCUUGGACCACCCGGAGCAGCCGGCAAAGAGGGGGAUGUUGGUCAUCCUGGAGAACCUGGAGAACCUGGACCCAAAGGAGACAAGGGUGAACUAGGACCUCUCGGUUUGUCCGGUCGAGAGGGUCCCUGGGGAGCCAUUGGAGAAAAUGGAAACAGGGGUCCAAAAGGCGAGAAGGGCCACAUCGGACUGAUGGGUGAACCGGGGCUGAUGGGAGAUCUGGGCCCUGCAGGUCUGCCUGGUCUACAGGGAAACACAGGCCCCCGGGGACCUCCAGGACCUGAUGGACCUCAGGGAGAAAAGGGGGAGUCUGGGCCUGCUGGGAUCACUGGACCUCCUGGAUCAGAGGGUCUGCAGGGAUUAAGUGGACUACAAGGCGUCAGAGGAGACGGCGGGAGGCUCGGACCGCCUGGUCCAGUUGGACAAGUUGGACCUCAGGGAGACCAGGGAGCUAAAGGAGAACCUGGGAUUCAAGGAGAGAAGGGAGAACCGGGAACUCCAGGACCACCCGGAGAACAGGGUGAGGAUGGUCUUCCAGGAAUCCAAGGACCUCCAGCUCUGCCAGGGUUGGAGGGGCCUCCUGGAGAGAUUGGACUCCAGGGUUCUCCAGGUCCCGCCGGAGCUCCUGGAGCUCAAGGGAAACCAGGACCUGAAGGAAAAGAGGGCAUGAAAGGAGAGAAGGGAGACGAUGGUGUGAUUGGACCACCGGGGAAGACGGGUCAGACUGGAAGGAGGGGGAAGCGAGGGAAGGCUGGAGUCCGAGGGACCAGGGGAGACCGAGGACCAAAGGGCGAAAAGGGAGUCGUGGGAGCGAUGGGCCACCCUGGGUGGUCCGGCCUCAUCGGAAUCCCUGGUUUACGCGGGGAAUUGGGGGAUCAAGGUGGAAACGGGAAAGAGGGUGAGAAAGGCGACAUGGGGCUGCCUGGACCACCUGGACGGGAUGGAACCAAGGGUAUUCGUGGUGCUGUAGGAUUUCCAGGUCCAGAGGGCAUAAAGGGAGAACAGGGAAACAUUGGUCCACCGGGGCGGAGAGGGAUGAUGGGGAUGCCUGGAUUUCCUGGUUUGUUUGGAUUAAAGGGUUUGAAAGGUUACCCAGGUCUGCCUGGACUGCCAGGCAGGAGGGGGCUCCCGGGUCCGCCUGGCGUUCCCGGACCUCCAGGAAAACCGCUGAACAUGACGCUGACUCAACUCAAGGACCUGAUGUAUUUGUCCGACAAGCCCAACUACCCUCUGAUCCAGACGCUGCUGGAUUCUCUGCAACACGAGCUCCGGCUGCUGGUGGAUCCUCCCGACGGCAGCAAAGAGCAUCCGGCCUCCACCUGUCUGGAGCUGUGGCUCUGUCACCCCGAGUACAGCAGCGGAAUGUAUUACAUCGACCCCAACCAGGGCAGCCCGGCCGACGCUCUGCUGGCCUACUGCAGCUUCUCGUCCACAUCAAAGGAGACCUGCCUUCAUCCUCGGGACUCUCAGCUGCCCAUGAAAGCCUGGAUGGAGGAGUUUUCUGAAGAGGGAUCGUUUCAGUGGCUCAGCAGGCUGGAUCGGGGGUUUCAGUUUUACUAUCCCGGCGCCAACGUGGUCCAGAUGCGUUUUCUGAGGCUGCACAGCAGCACCGCCGUCCAGAAGGUGACCUACUCCUGCCAUCCAGGACACAGACUGGGCCAGACGGACCGAGACGUCAAGUUCCUCACAGACACCAGGAAGCAAAGUUACCUCGGAGCGGUGAAAGAUUGUCAGCCUGGAGAGGAGACGGCUUCUGGUCCUCGGGAGUCGGUGUUUGAGUUCGAGGACCUGCAGCUGCUCCCUCUGAGGGACGUGGCUCUGAUGGGGGGAGGAAACUUCACGCACCGGUUCGGCCUCACCGUCGGACCCGUGUGCUUCAGCUAGAGGUCGGCGGACACAGACCUCCGUUCAGAACACGGAGAGGACGACUGCAGCUUCCUGAUGUCUGAACAUUUCUUCUCCUCUUGCGUCGGAGGGAUCUGAUCUCUCGAGUUGAGUGACUCCGUGCGGAUGAAUCUCAAAGGGCACGCGUGCGCUUUUUUGUUUUUUAUCACGGAGAAGUCAAUUUUGUUUACAGAGACAUUUAUCUUGUAUUAAAUAAUUUAAAAAUGUAUGUUUUUUUUUUAUCCUUUAUAUACAAUGUUUUUGUUGUUGUUGUUGUGUAUUUAGGGAUUCUGUUAUAGCUUGCUCAUCGUGUAUAUAACUGACCUCUAACAAUGUGUUUCUGCACAGCGACGCGGCUUCUGUCGUCCCAUUGGCCGUCCGUUACUGUACUGUAGUACUGUAGGUGAACCCUCACGUUUCACUUUAACUCAAGGUGCUGAUCGAGUUUUAUUAUUUAAUCCCAGAACCAAUAGAAAAGGGGCAGCCGUGACAUCCUGUGCGUGUUUGGUGCUGUUCUCAGUGUGUUCUAAAACAAACCAUCGCUUAUUGUUUUUUGUUUUUUUUUCAUAUAAUUGUGUUUCUCAGGUACUUUAAUGACGUACAUGUGGGCACUGAGUCUGCUGUUGCCUCCGUAUGUCGCUCAGUUUUAUAGUUUAGACUUAAGAAGUGUUAAGAUUAGGAUAAAUCCAUGACAACCAACAAUGAAUUAUUGAUUUACUAAGAAUUGUUUAGCAGAGCCUGAUAUUGCAGAUUCCAGAAACAACAAUGGAACCAUUUGUUCAUGACCGCAAACGCACAAACUGGUUUAUUUUGAUUGAUGCACACUUUUUUUUUGUUCAAUUCCCGGCUACAGAGCUCAGCUGUCUGUCUCUCUAUCAUCUGUCUCCACUGUUUAUCUAAUAAAUGCACAAAUAUCCAAAAAUAAUCACAAUCUUGGAACAAAAGACAGAAAUGUUAACCCAGUGCUGUAACCUGUUAGGUCACCAUGGUAACUGAUGCUGCAACCUACGUUGAGAGGUUUGGCGUCUGAUCCCCUAUAAGAAGCGUCUCUCCAUCACCAGUUCGUCUCCUGAUAUUUCUCUACUCUGCUGAUUCUGCAGCUCAUGGAACACAGAUUAGAAACUCCUCAGUCUAUUGGUAUUGAUCACAAAGAACAUUUGAUCAGAAGCAUUCAUUUGAUUUGCCUAAAAACUGCAGUGAUUGUAUUCUUCAUUGUGACCUGAAUGCACUCGUUGAGAAGCCUGUCAGGGUGAAAUAAAUCAAAUUUAGUUCAACAGCAUUAAUAUGCAGAUGUAAUGUUAGAAAUAAGCGACUGCAUUACGAGUGAAACAUACCCACAUGAUCAACCGUUUUCUACCAGCGUUCCUCUCUUGCCUGAUUUGCAGAAGCAAUUUUUUAUUUUUUUUUAAAAACUGAACAUUUAUUAAAAACUAAGCAGUAACAGACAGAGCAGCCAAGUUGUAAAAUAGUUUGAAAUAAAGUAAAACAUUGUUGAUUUAAUGACAGGAAAUGAAUCAUAUAAAAACACCAGAUUUUUGAAAGGAGUGAACACUUGCACCUGUAAAACUAUUAAACACGGUUCAAUCAUUGAUCUUCAACAGACUGUAAACGUUUGUGGUCGUAUACGAUGAACCAAUAAUCUGUCACAGGAGCAUCUGAGAUGAUUACAAUGCAUAAAUAAAAAGACAUGUUUAAUUUAAUGAACCCUAUGCAUGUAAAGCCUAGCAUUCACUAACAAGAGAAGAGCUGGAGUUCUGCCUGAUUAUUAAGCUCUGACAAUAGAUGCUGCUUUGAUCAAAUCUGAGUUUAUAAUUUCUGAGAGUCUAUUAGAUGAGAUUUUUUUUGUACCAAUCCAGUUAAAUUCAAGCAUGAUGAGAGUCUGACAAGUUUUAUUCCCAUAGAACUGAGGCUAAGCAGCCACAUUUCACACACAUUCCAGAAUAAAUCUCUAAUUUCUCCCUCUGCACUGUUUAAAUCAGGAUUUAGUUUGCCUCUGGAGUGAGAGUAUUAAACCGGCCCUGCCUGCAGAGCCUUUUUUGCCCUCCUGCCCCCCUUGCUCUGGUUCAAACCUGCCCACUUAGCUUUUAGCGAUUGCUGUCGACCCGAGUUUCAGCCUCGUUCGAUCUGAGCAGUGCCUGUGUCCAGUGGAAAAGCAGCACACCUCGCAGCGGCUCAGCAGAAUUGGUAUCAGGCGUUUGAAGUCCGAGUGAUGUCCAGUCUGCAGGGGGGGAAGAUUUGAGUAAGAUCUCAGGGAGUUAGUGGUGAGAGCGUCGUUAAUAUGCUCCACCUGAACAGCUUCUCUGCAGCUGGAAAACUUUUCCUUCAUCUUCAUGCUCGUACCGGUUUCUGUGGAGAAGCUGAGGUGCGCCACAGCUACACGUCAACAACAGGAAUGACCAUAAAGCAACUAUUGACAUGUAAUAUUUCCUUUUUUUUUUUUCUGUACCUGGAUUUAUCGCAGCAUUUCAUAUGAUUGCCUUAGCUGGCUGAGACUGAUCAUUGUUACUGUACAUGUUUCGUACAAAUUAUAACUCUUUUUAAAAUUAUGAAACGACAUGCUGGACAUCCGUCUUGUGUGAUCCCUCCAUCAGCUCUUUCAAAGAACUGUGUCGGCUGAAUUAAAGAGAAGACCCAUAACCACA
This is a messenger RNA of Stegastes partitus (bicolor damselfish), 8057 nucleotides long. Its product is annotated as collagen alpha-1(I) chain. Gene Ontology annotation, biological process: extracellular matrix organization. The transcript has 67 exons. Gene Ontology annotation, molecular function: extracellular matrix structural constituent conferring tensile strength. Lineage: Eukaryota; Metazoa; Chordata; Actinopteri; Pomacentridae. The coding region runs from base 1 to 5415 and encodes 1804 amino acids. The record is from RefSeq and is a predicted model, not a curated record.